Talaromyces rugulosus is the source of this 930-nucleotide messenger RNA. RefSeq lists its product as uncharacterized. The record is from RefSeq and is a predicted model, not a curated record. The transcript is spliced from 2 exons. NCBI's taxonomy places the organism in Eukaryota, Fungi, Ascomycota, Eurotiomycetes, Eurotiales, Trichocomaceae. The coding region runs from base 1 to 930 and encodes 309 amino acids.
AUGACAGCAGCUCAGCCCUGCAAGUCUCUGCCAGAGGUCCAGCAGUUCGGUUCGGAUCCAUCAAACAGCGACAAGAUUGUGAAAGCAUUGAUUCUGAGCGGUGGCGUUGUCAUUCGAAGCUUCCUCUCUGACUCGAUCCUGGCAGUCAUUGAGAAGGAUGUGCGUCCCUAUUUAGAGGCCGAUAAACCUUGGGAGGGCAAGUUUUUCCCUCCAGAAACGCGCCGUGUCUACGGUCUCGCUGGCAAAUCUGCUUCUUUCAUGCAUAACAUCGUCGCCGAUCCAUUGUACCAGGCUGUGUGUGCCAAACUUCUUACAUCACAAUUCAAAUCGUAUCUUGGCCAAAGGCUCGAAAUAUCUGAGUCAACACCCCAGCUCAAUAAUACUGUUGUCUUCUCAAUCGGUCCUGGAGCCAGAAACCAGGAACUUCACCGUGAUGAUAUGAUUCACCACAAUCAUCUGACGGCGAUAGGAGCCGAUGAGUAUAAAAUUGGCCGUGAUACUGGGAUUGGGCUCUUCGUUGCGGGCACGAAGACCACUAGGGAAAAUGGUGCAACGAGGUUCAUCCCAGGCAGUCACCUUUGGGAUUGUAUGGACCCACCUGAUGAGGGGUUGGCAGUUUAUGCUGAACUCAACCCUGGCGACGCUUUUAUCAUGCUGUCGAGCUGCUUUCAUGGGGGCUCGGCUAACAUGACCAGGGACGAGGAGAGGCUUGUCUAUAGUUGUUUCAUGACCAAGGGUUUCCUACGGCAGGAUGAGAACCAGUACCUCGCAAACCCCCCGGAAAGAAUUCGAGAAUACCCUGAAGAUAUACAGAAGCUCAUCGGAUACAAAGUCAGCCACCCUUUUCUGGGCUGGUUAGACCUUGAGGACCCUCGAAAGGCAUUGUAUGGAAAAGAUUGGAAAUUGACCGGAGGCGACUUGUACACAUGA